AUGUUAUAUGAAAUUCAUGAUGGCAAGGAAGUAAGGAAUUCGGCAACUUCAGCAGGCGAGGGAACAUAUCCGAUAGAAGAUACAGAAAGGUGGGAAGAUAAAACCACUGAUUACUGGUUUAGAACCCCAUCCCAUAUCCCGAUGUCUAAAAAUUGCCCAAGUUUCUCCCUUCAUGGGAUAUACCAGAUAAGAACAUCUAGCACUCCCUUUUACGUAAUGCACCAUGUGAGAGAACAUAUCAGUACCUCUAGUUAUCUGAGAAUUUCCAAGUUUGUACUUACCGCCCGCAAUAGGCAAAUAUGCUUCAUGCCAUUUCCAUCAUCUGAAUCUGCUGAUGCUGACUGCCUUGCUCUCUUACUUCCAACAUUUGUUUGUGUUCGUGAUGGCUUGGCCUUGGAUGUAGCAUGGUUGGAAGUUCCAGCAGCAGCCUUUGUCAAUGGAACAUCCAAAAAUGGCAUUUAUAGGAUACCAUUCGUCAGUUAG
This is a messenger RNA of Vicia faba (fava bean), 483 nucleotides long. NCBI's taxonomy places the organism in Eukaryota, Viridiplantae, Streptophyta, Magnoliopsida, Fabales, Fabaceae. The record is from the annotation of a GenBank genome assembly.